AUGUCUCUCAUUUCGGUAUGUAAACUCACUGUUCGGCAUAUUAAUCGAGUUGAUACUUUCGACUUCUCAUUUCUUCCUCUCGCAUCUUAUCUUAUAUUUCUCAAGAUGAAGCUUUUCACUGUUCUUGGUCUUUGCGCAGUCUUCAACGGUGUAUCAGCAUUUGAACACCGGUCCCGCCGAAACAAUGUCGGUGGGUUUACUGCCCAUUGCAACUCCCACGAGAUAAUUCCAGAUCACGGAAAGGUCUGGCUUAAGUCAGUCUGCGACGGCUCAAAACAACUAGGAAACUUGCCCUUUCAUCCUAGAAUUGACCUAGACCUCUGCAUUAGGAACAACAAAAGCAUUCUAGAGGCCUCUCCUAAUGGAAUGUUUAGCGAGUCCUGCGAUCAAGUCCAUUUCCCUGACCAAGACUGUACGGAAAUUAGCGCGAUGUGUUUAACGGGGGUUGGGGUCGAAUACUUUUCCUCUACAAUCGAUCUAGAUGAUAUUAUUAGCAGUGAAGAUGGCAAACUCUGUUGUUACGGGAAGUGCCACUCCCUUUAAUGAACCUGCAAACUCAAGAUCACGAUAGAAAAAUAGGGUCAACAGCCUACAAUAGAUGUAGCGCAUGAGUGUAUUUCAGAUUAUUCUAGAGCGUUGAGGCUAGAUAGGACAUAUAGCAUAGAAAUUCACGUACUUCAGGU
This is a messenger RNA of Xylaria bambusicola, 683 nucleotides long. RefSeq lists its product as uncharacterized. Bases 1 to 543 code for a protein of 180 amino acids. NCBI's taxonomy places the organism in Eukaryota, Fungi, Ascomycota, Sordariomycetes, Xylariales, Xylariaceae. The transcript has 3 exons. The record is from RefSeq and is a predicted model, not a curated record.